UAUUAAGUAAUAAAGAUGAAACUUGGUCAAGUGAAGGAACAUAUUCUCACAGGUUCAACUCUAGUUGGGGUUUUAACAGGUCUAGGCCUGGGAGUAGCCUUGAAAUCCUACAGCUCGCCUUGGACCCCCAGGGAAGCGUAUUAUGUUACAUAUCCUGGGAAACUGUUCCUUAACAUGCUUAAGUGCAUGAUCAUACCUCUGAUAGUUCCAAGUCUCAUCUCAGCUAUCGGUCAACUGGAUCUCAGGGUCUCUGGAAAGAUUGGUAGUAGAGCAGUACUGUACUAUCUUACAACUACAUUUAUAGCUGUAUCACUGGGAGUUGUACUGACAAUUACAAUAAGGCCUGGAAUCGGCGGUAAUGAGGAACAAGUAAAAUCGGCGACUGGACGAAAUUCUACUACAGUGGAUACUCUGCUGGAUCUAGUGAUGAACUGCUUUCCUCCCAACCUAGUGCAGGCCACUACCCAUCAGUACAGGACAGAGAUACUAUAUCCAGGGAAUAUACAAAGAAAUGAAUCAGACACGGGAAGUACUCUUGACCCUGAAGAAAAACUGACCUGGGAAAUGUCGUCUUCCUGGAACCGUUCCACGAAUAUCCUUGGACUGGUUAUAUUCAGUUGUGCUACAGGGAUCGCUAUAUCUCUUUCAGGUGAAGAUGGAAAACCGUUUCUCAAAUUCUGCACUUCUGUCAGUCACGUGAUGAUGAAACUGACUGGAUGGAUUAUAUAUCUGGCUCCUAUAGGAGUUUGCUUCCUUAUAGCAGGAGAAAUCCUUCAUAUGAACAGUAUUUUAGACGAGUUGGUGAAACUCGGCUGGUAUCUCUUAGUUGUAAUUCUAGGAAUCUCCUUGCAGGGUGGAGUUAUUUUGCCUUUAAUAUAUACAUUAAUCACACGAUCUCUUCCCUUCUCCUUCAUAGGAAAGAUGGGUCCUGCUUUAGCUACUGCAUUUGGUACAGCAUCAAGCUCUGCUACUCUUCCUGUUACAACAAGUAACCUGGAGAAUGGAAACAAGAUUGAUCCCCUCAUAUCUCGGUUUGUUCUUCCAAUUGGAGCAACAAUAAACAUGGACGGUACUGCGCUAUACGAGGCGGUGGCCGCCAUCUUUAUCGCACAGCUGACAGGUAUGAAUCCCAGCCUAGGGCAGAUCAUCAUAAUCUCAAUAACAUCAACUGCAGCAAGUAUUGGAGCUGCGGGUAUUCCUCAUGCAGGUUUGGUAACACUUGUAAUGGUGCUGGAGACCGUAGGUCUUCCUAGUGAAUCCGUUUCUAUAAUCAUGUCUGUUGAUUGGUUGGUAGAUAGGUUCAGGACUGCUGUAAACGUUUUGGGAGACAGUUUUGGUGCUGCAAUAGUUGCACAUCUCUGCAAAGACGACAUUCUUAGGGUGAAUGGAGGUGUCGAGCUUGAUGACCUAUAUAAACCUGAUCAGAUAGACGGGGUUGAAGGAGAGGUAGAGGAAGGAAAGGAACUACUUCUAGUACACAACUUACAACAAGAGAAGGAAGAGAAAAGAGAAAGUUUCAGUGCUCACACUUCUAGAAGUAGAUCUAAAUGUGUUCACAUGUAGAUCUGUACUAGACUAGUCUCACAGAUUUAAAAACUUUACAAUCGAGUGUAGAGUCAGAAUUUCAAUUUUUAUGUAAUUCCUAUUUCAAUUUUAUGAAA
Messenger RNA from Eurytemora carolleeae, 1661 nucleotides. Its product is annotated as putative sodium-dependent excitatory amino acid transporter glt-4. Gene Ontology annotation, cellular component: plasma membrane. The transcript has 19 exons. Bases 16 to 1563 code for a protein of 515 amino acids. The record is from RefSeq and is a predicted model, not a curated record. Lineage: Eukaryota; Metazoa; Arthropoda; Copepoda; Calanoida; Temoridae. Gene Ontology annotation, biological process: L-glutamate transmembrane transport. Gene Ontology annotation, molecular function: L-glutamate transmembrane transporter activity; glutamate:sodium symporter activity; neutral L-amino acid transmembrane transporter activity.